Trypanosoma cruzi is the source of this 626-nucleotide messenger RNA. RefSeq lists its product as uncharacterized. Gene Ontology annotation, molecular function: metal ion binding. The transcript has a single exon. The record is from RefSeq and is a predicted model, not a curated record. Lineage: Eukaryota; Euglenozoa; Kinetoplastea; Trypanosomatida; Trypanosomatidae. The annotation marks the transcript as partial.
UUGAACAGAACAGUAAAGACUCCUUUGUUGAUUAUCCUGGUGAUCAAGUGCUUUUGACGUUGGGUUCACGUCAGUACUUGACGGCGUUUGAGGUUGAGGGAACAAUUCCCAAGAAGAAGAUGCAACACUGUGCCCAUUUUCGAACCAAUCGUCUCUGUCGAAGGGGCGAAAGUUGUCGUUUUCUUCAUGUUGUCACAGAUGCCGCCGGAUCGCCUGUUAACUCGAUUGUGGGGGAAGUGAGCCCCAAUAGCACAUCUCGUGGCGAUUCUCCCAGCUCCGAUAUUACUGUGAACCCUCGUGUUCGCCACAACGGUCCUUGGAUGAGUGGUAGCCAGGUGGCACUUAUGGUUGCACAACGUUUUACUGGGGCAACUGACGCUGCGUCGCCAAAAGUCAACCAGGGAACUGUAGGGGAGCCAAUGUUAAGCAACAGUGGCACGGAGAGUAACAACCCUGUAUUCAUGGCACGGGAGGAGCAUCAAGCAUCUGGUGAAGCAACUCCAAGUAUUGUGCCAUCGCGAAUGAUUUUCCCUAAUCAGGCAACAAUGGACAUGAGUGGCAAGAUGCGGAUGAUCAGCCCCACGCGGCGCAACAACCCGUACGCCAUGUACCACGGAGAAGAGUAA